Salvia miltiorrhiza (redroot sage) is the source of this 2642-nucleotide messenger RNA. RefSeq names its product leucine-rich repeat receptor-like protein kinase PXC1. The coding region runs from base 475 to 2472 and encodes 665 amino acids. Gene Ontology annotation, molecular function: protein kinase activity; ATP binding; protein binding. NCBI's taxonomy places the organism in Eukaryota, Viridiplantae, Streptophyta, Magnoliopsida, Lamiales, Lamiaceae. The transcript has 2 exons. The record is from RefSeq and is a predicted model, not a curated record. Gene Ontology annotation, biological process: protein phosphorylation.
AACAUUUAUUUUGAGAGAGAGAGAAGCCUUCUUUCUUCUUUUUCCCCUUUUCUUAGAUUAAUUAACUUCAGUAAUCUUUUACUACAUACUAAUCUAGCCUUAAUAUAAUACUUUUUGAUGCUUUAUUGGAAAAAAUAUACUCCAUAAAAAUAACUCUCUCUUUCAUUUUGCUUUUCCUUGUACUUAAUUUUGUCCUAAAUAAUCAAUAUAAAUUAGGCUACUAUGUUCUUUUUUCUGAAUGUGUUGCUGUCCAUUAAAAGGAGGUUCAAUAUGCAUCUAUAUAUUUUGUUGAAAAUACAUUAUUAAUUCUAAAGUAUUACUAGAAAAUAGUUGACUAUAUUAUACAUUCUCUGCAAAUUUAUCAUUAUACAUUUAUACUUGCGAGUGUUUACGUUCUUUCAAAAUAAUCUCAUAAAUUAGAAUAGCCACCAAUAAAAUUUCUGUCUCCACAGUUUUUAAUAAAACUCGUAUCCCAUGCACUUCCGCUCCAUGCUAACAAAAAUGGAGCUCAACUUCUCCUCCUUCCUCCUCACUGCAACCUCACUCUUCAUCCUCGCUUCCGCCGCCAACGACACCGCCGUCCUCUCCCUCUUCCGCUCUCAGACGGAUCUCCACGGUGCGCUCCUCUCCAACUGGACCUCCACCUCCAGCGCCUGCUCCGCCAAGUGGCUCGGCAUCAACUGCACCAACAACCGCGUCACCGCCGUCUCCCUGCCGUCCCUCAACCUCCGCGGCCCCAUCGACGCCCUCUCCUCCCUCGACCAGCUCCGCCUCCUCGACCUCCGCGGCAACCGCCUCAACGGCACGCUCGCAGCCCUCGCGCAAUGCACCAACCUCAAGCUCAUUUACCUCUCGGGAAACGACUUCUCCGGCGAGAUACCGCCGGAGCUUUCCUCCCUCCACCGCCUCCGCCGCCUCGACCUCUCCAACAACAACCUCCGCGGCCCCAUCCCCGCGCAAUUCGCCAACCUCUCGCGAUUGCUCACUCUCCACCUCCAAAACAACGAGCUCUCCGGCACAAUCCCUAAAUUCCUCGACUCAUUCCCUCAUAUCAAAGAAGUCAAUUUAUCAAACAACGAGCUCUACGGCGCCGUGCCGAAGAGCAUAAUUUCACGAUACGGCGAGGGCAGCUUCUCCGGCAACGAAGGUCUCUGCGGGAGCAGCCCUUUCCCCAAAUGCUCAUACACAGGCGGCGAUCAACAAUCGUCAACCAAUCAAACCGUGCCGUCUAACCCUAGCUCGCUACCGUCUUCGUCAACUGCCACAAUUGAAGAGCCAACAAGCAGCAAGCAUCACAAAAAGCUGAGCAACGGAGCGAUCGUAGCUAUAGUGGUGGCGAACUCUGUUUUAGUAUUGGUGAUGGCGUCGUUCGCGGUGGCCUACUGGUGCGGCGGGAAGCAGUCGAGGGAGACGACGAGCACGAGCGAGGGCGGGAAGAGGAGCAGCUACUCGAGUGAGAAGAGAGUGUACGCCAACAACGGCGGCGGCGACAGCGACGGCACGAACGCCACCGAUAAGAGCAAGCUGGUGUUCUUCGAGAGGAAGAAGCAGUUCGAGCUGGAGGAUCUGCUGCGAGCGUCGGCGGAGAUGCUGGGAAAAGGGAGCCUGGGUACUGUUUACAAGGCGGUGCUGGACGAUGGAUGCACAGUGGCUGUGAAAAGGCUUAAAGAUGCAAACCCCUGCGCUAGGAAGGAAUUCGAGCAGUAUAUGGAUGUGAUCGGGAAACUGAGGCAUGCUAAUGUAGUCAGAUUCAGAGCUUAUUAUUAUGCCAGAGAAGAGAAGCUGCUCGUUUAUGAUUACAUGCCUAAUGGCUGCCUCCACUCACUUCUACACGCGAACAGAGGAGCAGGGAGGGUUCCGUUGGACUGGACGACGCGAAUCGGGCUGAUACUCGGCGCUGCUCGAGGGCUAGAGAGGAUUCACCAAGAGUAUGCAGCUUCCAGAAUCCCUCACGGCAAUGUCAGAUCAUGCAACGUGCUGCUAGACAAGAACGGCAACGCCUGCAUCUCCGAUUUCGGGCUGUCGCUGCUCUUGAACCCUGCUCACGCUAUAGCCAGAUUGGGGGGCUACAAAGCGCCGGAGCAGAACGAGGUGAAGAGGCUCUCUCAAAAAGCUGAUGUUUACAGCUUCGGAGUGGUGGUGCUGGAGGUUCUGACCGGCAGGGAGCCCUCGCCGGAGGCGGUGGGCAUGGACCUGCCCGCGUGGGUGCAGUCGGUGGUGAGGGAUGAGUGGACGGCGGAGGUGUUUGAUCAGGAGCUGCUGAGGUACAAGAACAUAGAGGAGGAGAUGGUGUCGACGCUGCACGUGGGCAUGGCGUGCGUGGUGCCGCUGCCGGAGAAGAGGCCCACCAUGGCGCAGGUUGUUAAGAUGAUAGAGGAUAUAAGAGUUGAGGUGUCGCCGUUGGGGGAGGACUACGAUGACUCCCGCAACUCGCUCUCGCCCUCACUUCCAACAACUGAAGAUGCUUUCUGAUUUCACGCUACGCUUUAAUUUCUUGCACAUUUUUACCUUGUCAUGUUUUUCACUACCUUACGUUGUCUUGUAUUCUCUAUUUUCAUGCUCAUGUCUUGUAAUCUUAACAAAACCACUUCACUACUCGGAAGAAAAAGAAAAAAAAAAACCACUUCAAUUUUUGGAUCUAA